Molecule: messenger RNA, 2406 nt
Organism: Parastagonospora nodorum SN15
Lineage: Eukaryota; Fungi; Ascomycota; Dothideomycetes; Pleosporales; Phaeosphaeriaceae
Exons: 4
Coding region: 1-2406 (801 amino acids)
Source: RefSeq, a predicted model, not a curated record
AUGACGCCGGGCGAGACGCUCCUGGUGGCCUGGGCUACACUCGUCACCUAUUUCCUCAUAUCGCAGUACCCGCUCUCGCGCUAUGCGUUUUCUGUCCUCGACUACGUGGGCGCGAUCUUCCAAGCAUACAAGGUCGCCGUUGUGUCUGUCAGUGGCGACCUUCCGGCUUCGCUUCACGUCCUUGGAGUUGGUCUCAAUAUCGCUUCAUUCGCUCUCUACCUGAUACCAUUAUGGUCUUUCCUGAUGAGAGCAAAGAACCUGGGUGCGUUGACCCGCGAUACGAACCAACUGGUUCGGCGUGUAGCCCAUAAACUCGAUCUGGCCGAUGCGCGAAAGAUCGCAUCACUUCUGUCGCGCAAGGACCUGCACCGGAUAACUGAGAAUUCUCUCCGCCGUCGUAUGAAGCAUGUUCAAACUCGCCUAGACGCCACCCAUUUCAAGCUUGUCCAACAAGAAAUGCUCAACAAUACCCUUGCCACCACAAACUCCGAGUUCCAAGCACAGCUUGAUGCAGCUGCUUCAAGAUGGCAAGACAAGGAGAAAACACGUGAUGAGACAAUUUCGAAGGCAAGAAACCAGAUGGCCGCGCAAGACCAGACAAUGAACAAAUUGCGCGAAGAGAACUCGGAACUAUCUACCAAAGUGAAAGCGCUGCAGCAGAAGAAAGACGAAGAAAAAGAGGCAAAAGGACAGUACCUGUUGGAUGUCGCGAGCAAAGAGGGAGAGAUGCAAGAGCUUCGUAGCCAGCACGCCACCGAACUUGCUAAGAAGGCGAGCGAAAUCAAAGAGUUACAUAACUCCCAUUCCACUUCUGCAGCUUCCAAGGACGCCGAAAUGGAGGUGGUCAAAGCAAAAUUGACCCAGAAGCUCACCGCAACGGCGACCGAGCAGCAGACACAGCUCAUUAAGCAAGCACAAAGUCUCACUGCGACGAACACUGAAUUGCGCACUCGAUGCGACAAGCAGCAACUGCUCUUGGAUCAGAGUCAAUCAAAAGCCAUGGCUACACAUGCUGACCACCAGUCCGCGAUCGCGCAAAAGAAUGACGAGCUUAGGUCUUUACGGAGCGAUCAUCAAGCUGCUCUUGCGAUCAAGGACAACGCAAUGAGGAAAGCUCAGGAAUUACUUGACUCGUCCAUUGCCGGAAAAGAUGCCGAAAUUCAGAAUCUUCGCAAGCAGCAGGAGACUGCUCUCGCUUCUAAGGGCAGUGAGAUCUCCGCUCUCCAAUCUCGCAUCGACGCAUCAGAGAAACAGGCGUGCGAGAAGAUUCGUGAACUAGAAGACAAGCUUUCCACGGCAAAGCAGGUUCACGCUGGUGAACUUCGUGACCUACACGCCAGUUACAAAUCACAGAUGCAAUCGCAUAAUUCCGAAGAUCGCAGCUCUCAAGAGCUCGACACUGUGAAGAAGAACUUGAACAUUCUGGACUUGAAGUACAAGUCACAAACCAAACACCUCGAUAAGGCUGCCAAGGAGUCUGAGACUGUGGCGAACGAGUGGGAUCAAUUCCUUGGUGCGAUUGAGUUGAUCGGUUCUCAGGUGCCUAGAGUUUGCACGGAGAUCGGCAAGAAGCUCUACCCGUGCAGCGAGGAGAUUUCACAGCUCAUCAAGAGCGACGAAGACUGUUACAGUGUCGCGUUGCAGAUUCGUCGCGCGCGUUACAACAUCGAGACGGUCUGGGAACAUCACUACAAGUUCCUCCGCGCUUUCGGCAGAGAGUUGACCGCGAGGUAUCCAGAUGUAGCCGCACUUUCCAAGUCGGUUACUGACAAAUUGCUUCCUGCUGUCUCCAAAGCCUCAGUCGCAUUGCCUCCUGCCCAAUCGCAACCGAAUGUUAUCACGUCCAAGACCGUCACAGCUUCGACGCCCAAGUCGAAUGUCCCUCUUCCAUUGAUCGGCGCAAAAUGCUUCUGUGGUUUCCAAUUCCUCAGCGACGAGUCACUGGAAUCGAAGCAGGACCACCUCGAUAGGUGCGAAGACUUUCAGCGGGCGGAUCAGGCGAGCAAGGACAAAACUCUCAAUAAAGUUGGUCUUGGUCCUGUGGUACUAAAGCAGAAUACGUCUCGACAAGAGGAGAUCACAUGCUUGAACUGCAAACGUAUCUUUGCUUCAUCGGCGUCGUCGUGGUUUUACCAUACUCAUCUCAAGUCCCGACUCCUCUCCUGUCUUUCGUUCUCCAAUGCCGCAUACUUCACCAGCCCCCUCGAUGCAGAAUGGCGCAUCACCGGCAUCGCAUGUCCUGAAGUCGACGAAACCAGCUUUCAACCCCUCAACGCCUUCGUUUGCACCUUCGACACCGGCUUCUUGAAGUCUUCCGGCGGACUCAUGGGUCGUAGCAAGUACGCCGACGAUUCGUAUGUUCCAAAACAUCGCGAGCGUGGCCAGCUCAUCGAGAAGCGAGUCUAA